AUGGAUGGCGACGAAGCUACCGUGUGGGUGGACGCCAGCUCUCUAGCGAUUGGGACAGCGCUUGAAGUGAAUGGUAAUAUCAUCGAGGAUGCCUGUUGGCUUCGGCAGAAUGAUUGCUCACACAUCAAUCUCGCCGAGUUAGAUGCCGUACUUCGCGGAAUUAAUCUUGCUGUCGCCUGGAAGAUGAAAAAACUGGCAUUGAUGACUGACUCCAGAAUAGUGUACCACUGGAUGAUGGAUGCACUGUCGGGCAGAUCGCGACUCAAAACCAAAGCAGCGAGUGAGAUGCUUAUUCGUCGACGCCUGGAGACAAUAAGGACUGUUAUUUCUGAGUAUCAGCUUCAGGUUGAAGUAAAAUUUGUCUCCUCUGCUGAAAACAAGGCUGACGUGCUAACGAGAGUGCCAAAGAAGUGGCUAUCAUCAAACGACAACCAGCCUUUCUGUGCAGCGGCAGUGGUUGUUCCUGAGUUUAAAAUUGCGCGUAUUCACCAGACCAGUGGGCAUUCAGUAGUCAAGCGUUCUCUCUACUUUUGCAGGAGGAAGUUUUCAGAGACAACAAGACGUCAAAUGCAAGAAGUGGUGCGUAAAUGUGAGGCCUGUCAAUCUAUUGACCCUGCUCCCGUAUAUUGGAAGAAGGAUGUCCUGGGAGUCACUGAGUCUUGGAAACGAGUCAGUAUGGAUGUCUGUCAUGUUGAGGAUCAGCACUAUCUCACCCUCAUAGACUGUGGCCCGUCAAGAUACGCGAUUUGGAGAAGACUCAGAAGGCAGGACGCUGCCGCUGUUACUGAGGUGCUGGAGUCGGUAUUUUAUGAGCGCGGCGCCCCAAAGGAACUCUUAACGGACAAUGCCACCAGUUUCCGUAGCGCUUCCUUCAACGAAUUCGCCAGGCGCUGGGGGAUAAGUGUCAUAUAA
Molecule: messenger RNA, 912 nt
Organism: Portunus trituberculatus (swimming crab)
Lineage: Eukaryota; Metazoa; Arthropoda; Malacostraca; Decapoda; Portunidae
Exons: 1
Coding region: 1-912 (303 amino acids)
Biological process (GO): DNA integration
Molecular function (GO): nucleic acid binding; RNA-DNA hybrid ribonuclease activity
Source: RefSeq, a predicted model, not a curated record